GUCACUACAAUUCAACAAUGAACCAUCAUCUUCCACACUCACUUUUUUAAACCCUAAAACUCUUGUGCAUGUUCACUCAAGAAUCAAAAUCACCCCAUUUCAAAAACUUGCAUAAAUUCAACCAUUUUCAUUUCCCCAACAAAAAAAUGCACUAAAAUCCCAUAAUCAUAAACCAUGAACAAAUCAAAGUUACCCAUUUCAUGGUUAUCUCGUUUAAUCCUCUCUAAAUCCCACCAAACCCAUAAACCCUACUCCCAAAUUCACCAUUUUUCUCAUCAAAAUCCAAUCUCUGUCAUCCGUCCAAUUUCUUCAACAAUACCCACAUUGAAAUCCCCAUUUAAAACCCACCAUUUUCGCAAUUUUUCCAUCCAAGCUGAUGAAGAAGCUGCACUCAGAAGCCUAUUGCUUGACAUAGAGGAAGAGAAGCAUAAAGAAAGAGAAGCCAAGAAAAAAGCUGGGAUCUUGAUUGAUGAAGCAGCUGAAGAAGAAGAUUAUUUGGGUGUUACUCCUUUGAUUGAGAAAUUAGAGGCACAAGAUGCUAAAAAGCAUGUUGUGCAUAAUAAAAGGAGCUUUGAUAAGGAUAGUGAUGAUGAUUUAGAUGAUGGUGAAGAUUCGGAUGAUCCUGAAGUUAUUGCAACAAGGAAGAAGCAAGAUUUGAUUAAUGCCAAGAAGUUAGCUCGAUUUGAGGAUUUGACUGAGGGUUUAAACCGUUCGAAAACCAUGGGUGAAUCCUUGAAAUGGAUGAAGAAGAUCGAUAAGUUUGAGGAGAAGCAUUCGCAUCUUCGUUUGGAGUACAGGGUCAUUGGUGAGUUGCUUGAUCGUUUCAGGAAAGCUACCAGUAAAGACAAGUUUAUGCUUGCUCAGAAGUUGAACAGGGCUAUGAGAUUGGUAGAGUGGAAGGAAAAGUUUGAUCCUAAAGAUCCGGUCAAUUAUGGCGUCAUCGGUAGGCGGGAUGCGAAUAUAGAUGAAUCCAUGGCAGAUGAAGUUCAGAGAGAAAAGCCAAUGGUAGAAGGUACGGACGAUGAAGAAGAAGAUUUUGAUGACAUGAAGGAGAGGGAUGAUAUACUUCUUGCAAAGCUUAAUGAUAUUGACAAAAACCUAGAAGAGAAAUUAGCAGCAUUGAGUCAUACGUUUGGAAAGAAAGGAAAACUUUUGGAAGAAGAAAUUAGGGAACUGGCCGAGAAGAGAAAUUCAUUGACGGAAAAGAUAAGAAAACCGAUGUACAGGAAAGGUUUUGACACAAUAUUAAUUAAUCUGAACCGGACAUGCAAAGUAACAAAGGGUGGUCAAGUGGUUAAGUAUUCAGCAAUCGUAGCAUGUGGGAAUUAUAAUGGUGUUGUGGGUUUUGCAAAAGCGAAAGGUCCAAAAAUUCCCGUUGCCCUUCAGAAGGCGCGUGAGAAAAGCUUUCAGAAUCUGCAUUACAUCGAGAGAUAUGAGAACCAUACAAUUGCACAUGCUAUACAAACAAAAUACAAGAGAACCAAGUUGUAUCUAUGGCCCGCGCAAGCUUCAACGGGUAUGAUAGCGGGGAAAACUGUCUCGUCGGUAUUGAACUUGGCUGGCUUCAAGAAUGUCAAAUCUAAGGUUGUUGGUUCAAGAAAUCCGUACAACACCGUUAAGGCCAUCUUACUAGCAUUAAACGCGAUUGAAACUCCUAAAGAUGUUCAAGAGAAGUUCGGUCGAUCUGUUGUUGAAACCCAACUCCUAUAGUUAAGUACCAUCCAUUUGGUUUGAAUCAUGCCCUUUAUUUGUUUCUCCGUUUUGGGAAAUAAAACUACUCGGGAAGGGAUUUGGAGUGGAGAAAACUUGGUUCGACUGGAAAUCGAUUUUGUUCACUAGUCGCUCCCCUCGACUUAACAUCUAUUUUGUAGCUUUUCGAUUUUCAACCAUAGUGUAUGGGAAGAAAAUGCCAUGUUCGGGUGAAAUAUUCUUCGAUUAUUUUUGUUGGAUUUUAAAGAUAUUUUUGGGCAACAUCAAUUUCUCUUGAAUACCAUCAAAUUUUUUGUUGGAAGGUGACUUAUAUUAGAAGGGUGAAAUUAUG
This is a messenger RNA of Amaranthus tricolor (Joseph's coat), 2041 nucleotides long. RefSeq lists its product as uncharacterized. The record is from RefSeq and is a predicted model, not a curated record. Gene Ontology annotation, biological process: translation. Gene Ontology annotation, molecular function: structural constituent of ribosome; RNA binding. The transcript is spliced from 8 exons. The coding region runs from base 175 to 1710 and encodes 511 amino acids. Gene Ontology annotation, cellular component: ribosome. NCBI's taxonomy places the organism in Eukaryota, Viridiplantae, Streptophyta, Magnoliopsida, Caryophyllales, Amaranthaceae.